Medicago truncatula (barrel medic) is the source of this 1468-nucleotide messenger RNA. RefSeq names its product serine/threonine-protein phosphatase PP1 isozyme 1. The record is from RefSeq and is a predicted model, not a curated record. The transcript is spliced from 3 exons. Gene Ontology annotation, molecular function: protein serine/threonine phosphatase activity. Gene Ontology annotation, cellular component: nucleus; cytoplasm. Bases 328 to 1221 code for a protein of 297 amino acids. Lineage: Eukaryota; Viridiplantae; Streptophyta; Magnoliopsida; Fabales; Fabaceae.
GUUAUUCCUAAUUUUAGUGAGGGACAGGUUAACGUUCGUUGGUAGCUAUUAGAUCCUCAAAUUCUCAACCAUAGAAAUAAGUCAAAUUGAUAUUACAAAAUUCAGCUUCUCUAUUCUCCAAAUAUAUAUCCUAAAAUUAGAGAUGUUUCAUUUUUCUAUAUCACGUUGAACCCAUAACAUACCAUCCUUUUUGGCCCUCCUUUACUUGUCAUUUUGUUUGUCGCUUCAUCAUCGCAUGAGCUAGGUGAAAAUUAUCAUAUGAUAGAACAAAACUCUAUUGUUUGAUUGAAUUAGAUAAAAUUUAUAUCGCUGUAGAGGAAUUGUGGAAUGGAAGGAUUGGAUGGGUUAAUAGAGAGGCUUUUGGAAGCAAGAAAUAAUAGGGGCAAGCGGAUUCAAUUAGUGGAGUCAGAAAUUCGCAUCCUUUGCACCAAAGCAAAAGAAGUUUUCCUCAACCAACCAAUCUUACUUGAACUAGAGGCUCCAAUUAACAUUUGUGGUGAUAUACACGGGCAAUAUCCCGACCUAUUGCGUCUAUUUGAGUAUGGCGGGUUUCCUCCAGAUUCAAAUUACCUAUUUCUAGGCGACUACGUAGACAGAGGAAAGCAAAGUAUAGAAACAAUAUGCCUCUUGCUCUCAUAUAAGAUCAAAUACCCGGAGAAUUUUUUCCUUCUUAGAGGAAACCAUGAAUGUGCAUCUAUUAACAGAAUUUAUGGUUUUUAUGAUGAGUGCAAGAGAAGAUUCAGUGUUCGCCUAUGGAAGGUAUUUACAGAUUGCUUCAAUUGUUUGCCUGUAGCUGCAGUGGUUGAUGACAAAAUUCUAUGCAUGCACGGUGGCCUUUCUCCCGAGAUGGAGAGUUUGAAUCAAAUCAAAGCUAUAGAAAGGCCGUUGGAUGUUCCAGACCAGGGCCUCCUAUGUGAUCUCCUUUGGUCCGAUCCAGACACAGAAGUUAAAGGGUGGGGAGAGAAUGAUCGUGGCGUUUCCUACACAUUUGGACCAGACACGGUAGAUGAGUUCUUGAAGAAAAACGAUCUCGAUCUUAUAUGUCGGGCUCAUCAGGUUGUUGAAGACGGCUACCAAUUCUUCGCAGACAGACAACUAGUUACAAUAUUUUCAGCACCAAAUUAUUGUGGAGAGUUCAAUAAUGCAGGUGCACUCAUGUGCGUCGAUGAAACUUUACUUUGUUCAUUCCAGAUCCUCAAACCCAUGAGAGGAAAUAAAUGAAUGAAUAUGUAACAAUGCUUGCUUGCAUGUGAUAGAGCUCAAAUAUCUUUCCCAAAUUCAAAACUGGAACGUGAGAUUUAGCCACCACUUUCGACUUCAUCGAUAGCAGAUGUCAUGGACCUACGAUUAAAAGAGAGGAUUAAGAAAUAAUGAUUAGAUCUAUCCAGAGUCACAAAGAUGUAUAUAUUUCUACUUAGGAAAUAUUGCUUAUUGUUUUAGACAAAAAUUAACAAUUAACCUUUCUUGU